This is a messenger RNA of Heterostelium album PN500, 600 nucleotides long. RefSeq names its product glutathione S-transferase. The record is from RefSeq and is a predicted model, not a curated record. The transcript has a single exon. Gene Ontology annotation, molecular function: glutathione transferase activity. NCBI's taxonomy places the organism in Eukaryota, Evosea, Eumycetozoa, Acytosteliales, Acytosteliaceae. Gene Ontology annotation, biological process: glutathione metabolic process. Bases 1 to 600 code for a protein of 199 amino acids.
AUGACACAACCAACUUUAUAUUAUUUAGACGCUAGAGCUCGUGCUGAAACCAUUCGUUUCAUUCUAAAGUUGAAGGGUGUGGCUUUCAAUGAUGUCAGAGUAAAAGAGAUUCCAGCCGACUUGAAAGCUAAAACCAAUUUUGGACAGGUUCCAUUCUAUGAGGAUGAGAAUAUCAGUUUGUCGCAGUCACUCUCUAUUGAAUCAUACCUCGCUGAGAUCCAUGGCUUGGCUGGAAAUACACCAGUAGAACGUGCGUUGAUCAGCCAGUAUGUUCAUGCCACACAAGAUGUCUACAAUCCCUACUACAGAGCCAACGGGGAGGAGGCCAAUCAAAAAUUCAAGACAGAGAUUGCACCAAAGUUCUUGACUCGCUUCGAACAACACUUGAAGGCAGCUGGCGGUGAACACUUUGUCGGAAACAGACUGACACACGCUGACAUCUCUGUGUUUGCACUCCUCGAUUAUUUCCACCAACAAACACACAACAAUCUCCUCGAAGUUCUGGCACCAUUCACCCUCUUACAAAAGUUUUACGAUAAGAUUGCUUCAAUCCCAUCGAUUGCAGAACAUAUCCAAACUAGACCAAAAACCAGAUUAUAA